Messenger RNA from Melospiza georgiana, 741 nucleotides. RefSeq names its product interleukin 12A (gene IL12A). Gene Ontology annotation, molecular function: growth factor activity; interleukin-12 receptor binding. Bases 1 to 741 code for a protein of 246 amino acids. The transcript has 6 exons. Gene Ontology annotation, biological process: immune response. The record is from RefSeq and is a predicted model, not a curated record. Gene Ontology annotation, cellular component: extracellular region. NCBI's taxonomy places the organism in Eukaryota, Metazoa, Chordata, Aves, Passeriformes, Passerellidae.
AUGGAGAGAGCCGGGAACGGCACCGGGAACGGCACCGGGAACGGCACCGGGAACGGCACCGGGAAUGACCCCGGGAAUGGCAGCGGGAGCGGGCGGGCAGCGCCGCCUGGCGGCCGCGGGCGGGCAUUGCUGUGCCUGGCGCUGCUGCUGCUGCUGCCCCCGGCCCGGGCCCUGCCCAGCGCGGAGCGGGCACCGACCGACCCUGACCGGGCACUGCCCAGCACGGAGCGGGCACUGACCCACCCGGAGCGCUGCCUCAACCGCUCCCGGCAGCUCCUGGAGGCCGCCAACGCCGCCCCGCAGCGGCUGAAGGAAUCCAACACCCUGGGGUUUGAAUGCACCCUCGAGGAGGUGGAUCUGCACGACAUCACUGAGAACCAGACCAACACCCUCAGAGCCUGCACAGCUGCGGAUCCAGGGCCUGGAAAUUGCCCAGUCCUGGAAAAAUCAACUUUUGAUGAGGGAAAAUGCCUGCAGGGCAUCUCUGAGGACGUGAGAGCCUACAGGGCCCAGCUGAGGAGCCUCCCUGACCCGCAGCUGCUGGCAGCCCUCGAUGGGAUGAUGGAGGCCCUGGGCAGCAGCACCGGGCAGGUUCUGGAGGCACUGGGAUCACUGGGACCAUGGGGAUCACUGGGAUCGGCGCCGUUCGCGGCGCGGCUGCGGCUCUGCGCGACGCUCCAGGCCCUGCGCAUCCGCAGCGUCACCAUCUCCAGGGUGCUGAGCUUCCUCAGCUCCCCCUGA